Molecule: messenger RNA, 2655 nt
Organism: Histoplasma capsulatum G186AR
Lineage: Eukaryota; Fungi; Ascomycota; Eurotiomycetes; Onygenales; Ajellomycetaceae
Exons: 7
Coding region: 1-2655 (884 amino acids)
Molecular function (GO): acyltransferase activity, transferring groups other than amino-acyl groups
Source: RefSeq, a predicted model, not a curated record
AUGGCGUCGUAUAAAGUUGAGCUCCUGACGUCUCCAGAUGACGCACCAAUAAUCGGCAGGAUCAAAACCGAAGCUUUCGAAAACAGCACGGUCUCUCGCUACUGUCUUUUAUGGGAAGGCAAAGGGAAAUCCGUGGUCGAGAAAUGGUAUAUAGAUCGCGAGGUGCAAGAUCUACAAUCCCCGAACCAAUACACCAUCAUUUCAGUUUCUGUGACCGAGGGCACUGUCGUAAACGGUGACUCCACCAACACCAGUGCGGGAAGCCCGGAGAAGAGCGACAACAAGAGCGAUCAUAAUCGCAAUGCUACGGGCAACAAUCGGACAGUCGCCGCAUGGGCGAGGUUUGCAAUUCCACGUCCUAUGCCGAAGGGAGUUGAUGGCAUGCAGGAGGAACCGGAGUAUAAGAAGCGGAAGCAAUAUCUCAUGGACAAUCCGCCAUCAGGAAACCAUCCCGAGUUAUUCAAUGAGUUUCGAAAACAGAUGCAAGCGGCAAGGCAGAAAUAUUUAGAUGAGACUAAGGAUUAUGUCCUCCAAUCCGCUAUACCAGUUCUUGAGCUUCUCGCUACAAGGCCCACAUGUGAGCGGCAGGGCCACGCUUCUCGACUGCUAAAGUGGGGUAUCGAGAGAGCGGAGGCUGAGAACGCAAGAAUCUUCGUUGAAGCCUCGCCGGUGGCACUGCCUCUGUAUGAGCGAUUGGGAUGGAAGCUAGUGGACACAUUCCGAAUAAAGCUGGCCGACUAUGGGAUUGAUGCGGAAGGUGAUGGAGAUGGCCAUGCGGGCGGGUACAUAGAUAAUGGCCUAGGAUGCUCUUUAUUGUAUAUAAAUCAGAUGAUCAGUCUGCUGAAUAGAAAUAUGGCGGGCCAUUUUGGAGCUCCUGUGUUUUUGCUAAGCGCAGCAGGAGCGGCAACAUCCAUGGCCAUUUUUAUGAGUGAAUCGGCGAUAUUUCCCUUCAUGCCUCAAGCUCAACGAGGAGAUGGCAGACAGUUGAAUGUGGUGCCGGAAAGGCACAUCGUGGUGCAAUCCGGGGCUGGAAAAACAGCUCGGUGUGGUCCUAAUCUUGCACCAUGCCAUGAUGCAAUAGUUCAUUGUGAUGCAAUUGAUGGUGGUUGGGCACCGCAAGCCUCGACUACCACGGCUCCCGACUUACCAUACCACGCUCCCAAUGACGAAUCCGGAGAAAACACCCGACUGGAAAAAAGGGCAUCUCUCCCUGUACGUCCUAAUGUCGCUGCUCGUCACUCAAAGCGCCUGACUUUAAAUUUCCCAAUUACCGUUUCACAGUCCAUUGGGCACUCCCAAACACAACCCGAUCAAUUAUCCCCUGCCUCGAGUUCCAUGUGCUCGGCGACCCAGCCUUCCCACGUUAUUGCCUCCCCUAACGACUCAUCUACGUCAACUCCAACGCUGUUCUCGGAGACAAACAACGAUGAUUAUGGCUUUCUUACCACUUUGGCAGCCCAGGAGCGAAAAGUGCUUGAACUAAAAGAAGAACUACAAAAGGCGGAGGCAGAGCUGGUGACACUCAAACGCCAAUGGGCUCUGGUGGAGAAAGACAGAAAACGAAUCGACAUAUACCACCACGUGGAGCCCUUAAAACCCCUGAAACUUGCCGACUCGAAUUCUCUUGAUGUUUCAAAUUCUCCCCAGACCGACAAGGCUACGACAGUGGUAACGAACCAGAAUCAUGCGAGAAUGAGCCAUGAGCUCAAGCGACAGAGCUGGAGAAACUCACAGUCUUCAUCCCCUGGAGACUCCCAGCUUACUAUGGUAUCAGUGAAAGGCCGGACAGUUUUCCAAAGCUCCAAACACACUAGGACUCUUUCCUUACUCUCUCCCAGCACGAGCAAUUCCGAAUUCAAACCGUCGUUUCCCCAACCAAAAAACAUAGAUGGGCAAGACAAAGCUGCUAGUUCACGGCCAUCGAGCUAUCCGAGAUCUGCAACAUUACCCUCCGUCGACCGCUGCGAUAUUAUAAGACCAACAAAUGGUGGUAACUCUAUCCCUACCACAGCGGAACAAAAAGCCCAGUGGCGCCGCACUUUGCCACCAAUUGCUCAAGAUGUUACUGCAGAGGCACUAAUGAGAACCGGUCGACAGAUGGCCUCAGAUUUCAGGGAGGGCUUGUGGACGUUUAUUGAAGAUAUCAGACAGGCGACAGUCGGAGAGGAGGGAAUCAAUGGCACAGAGUCCAGGUCAACAGCACACAAUGCACAGUCUGGCCAACGGGGAAUGUCAAAACGGGAUGUUGGAUCAGGGGCGUCGACAAGGACGGGAAGAUCCACAACCCCGCGGGGCAUAAUGGCAGAUUCGCAUUCAGCAUCCGGUAAUGAUUCAACAUCAAAAGCUCAAGAGAUAUCCUUUUGGAGUGAAUUCGGCAUUGAUACUCCUGACCAGAGGACAAAAAGCUCCCCCCAAGACGCCGAAAACCCCACCCCCGACGAAAUGAGACAGCAGAAACAGCAGGAGCAAGAUCCAGAAGACCCGAGCCUUCAGGACGUAGAUGAUAAUUGGGAUAUGUGGGAUACCCCCAACAAACCGAAGGCUUCGCACACCCCGUCUUCCAGUAGCUCAACGUUCCAUUCCAACCGAGACUGUUCUCCUUCUACUGAUUCCAGCAGUCCACGAACUAGUGCAAGGGGAACGGAAAAAUUUUAA